Molecule: messenger RNA, 2112 nt
Organism: Talaromyces proteolyticus
Lineage: Eukaryota; Fungi; Ascomycota; Eurotiomycetes; Eurotiales; Trichocomaceae
Exons: 1
Coding region: 302-1798 (498 amino acids)
Source: RefSeq, a predicted model, not a curated record
CUCCGACUGUUACUACUACGACUACUAGACAGUCGUCAACACGCCAACUGCUGACAGUUGCAUCAAUCGUGAUUGUAUUAAUCUGAUCUUAUUUCUGAUUGUUUGUUGUUCUCCUAUAUACAAUGUUAUGAACCGAUCAUAAUCAUUGUUAUACGCGGCGUCUGUCGUCAAUCCCUUAAUCCGUGAUCUUAAUCCGCUGCAACGAGACAAUCGACAGAUCGCGACUACUCAGACCGAACAUACAGCACGAUAUUACACAUAUAUAUCAAUUCGAUAUAUAUAUAUAUAUAUACAUAUUAAGAUGGAAGACAUCCGCUCCUCCUCACCAUCGCCCUCCAUCUCGCCCACCCCCGCCAUCUCCUCCUGCCCCUCGCCCGACCGCAGCUUCUCGACCGUGUCCUCCUGGUCCAACUUCUCCGCGACCUCAGCCACGUCCGCCGACAACAGGUCGUCGGUGCUGUCGACCGGCUCCAAGCGGCGAGGCUACAUCCGUCCGCAGGGCGCCGAGUUCGCCGAGUCCGCGAAAAACCGCGAGAGCGUGAUGUGUCUGGGCAGCAUCGCCCAUCUCCAAUACUACUUUGCUCGAACGGGGUUACUCGAUGGGAAAGGCGCGCAGAUGGCUCGUCCGAAGAAAGAGAAAGAUAAGGAGAACGUACCCAGGCUUAUGCUCACGCAAGACCCCCAGUUUGGGGAAUUGGUGGACAGCCCCGUCGACGAGAUUCCGCAAUAUGAUGAUGAUGGGUUCUUGGGUUUGGACGAGCCAAUGCUGCCGCCUACAGUCAGCACAUACAGUAUCAAGACACACCACAUUGCGCCGCCGCCAAAGUUACGGGUUCUGCGGAAAGAUCUCGUCGAGGCCCUGGACAAGGCGUCUCUGGCUGUGAAGAAAUCCGAGAGUGACACGCCAGAGCCCCCGUCUCCGCAGCCGGCCGCAGCACUUGCGCCUCCUGAUGGAGAGAAUUCGAAUUCACCGAAACCGGCGAGCUGGCAUGAGAUUCAGGGGAUGCAUAUUCUCGAUGUCGUCACGCUAGCAAUUCGGUCCGCGAGGAUGUACUAUAUCAACCACGAACAGCCCGAACGGCUGGCAGGGAUCAAGACAGAGCGAAAGUUCCGCGAAGAGCUGUUGGUAGUUCUGGAUGUGUUGAAGAAGUGGGCGUCCCGGACUUUCGCGGGGGGGCUGCGGAACAACGAACGGGCGGUCAUUCUCGAGUGGAUGGCCGGGGUGCUGGUCGUGCUGGACGAAGAGCGCCGACUGGAGGAGGCCGAGAUCAAGGAACGAGCCAGCUGGACGUGGGCGUCGGGCGACUGGACUGGCCGGGAGCGAGAGCGUGAGGAGGCCUUUCUGCGGACGAUGAUUACUGGCGAGGGCCUCGAACUGCCGCCCUGGACACCCCCCGACGGUGUGGUCCUGCCAACGCCUUUCCUGAGUCGUCUACGGGACGGCCGCGACCUGAUCCGCAUGCACAACCAGGCAGUCCGGAAAUCCCGACGUCACUUCGGCGAGAUCAAAACGCCGCACGAGGACAUUGCCAAACCGUACCGACGCGCAGAGAACCUGCGCUACUGGAAGAAAGCGGCCGAGCUGCGCUGGGAGACCAAGCUGGACCUCGAUGUGAUGGGCGUGGUGUAUGGGAGCAGCGAUGCGGCCUGGCUGCAGUUCGAUGCGGCGCUCCUGCAGUGGUGCAGAGGCGUGCGCGAGGAGAUGCUCGACGACUGGAGAAAUCGGCGCAAGGGGUCGGUUGCGUCGAUCACUGACCUGCCGACGAUUUUCGACAGCGCGGCCUUGAAUGAUGCCUAAUGUCGGUCGAGCUGUCAUGAUUGGUUCCACGUCACUUGAUACCCUAUCUCCUUUUCUUUUCCUCUGUCUCCCAGAUUUUGCUUUUCUUGCACAGCGGUGUCUGGCGUUAUUGCAUAGUAUAAUAUAACUAACUCAAUUCUCACUACUCGGUGACUGCGUGGGGUGCCUGGAAAUAAAUGAUAAUAUUAAAUGACAGACGGCUGGGGCCACGCAGUACUUCUAGAUGCAUGUAUAAACUAUAUAAAAUUAUAUUAGCUGACGAUGUGCCUGGCUGGCGAGCCUAAUCUCAUAUUGUACAUAGGAAUACCAUUCUG